ACGCCGUGCGCAUUAAUAUGUGGCCGCGGCUGCUUUUGGCGAGAUAAGAUUGAAACGUGACCUGAAGAGCGUGUCCAGAGGCAAAUUAUCCUGUUUUUUUGUUGUUGUUAUAUCGUCCCUCAAAAGAAAAUCCCGUCACACUUGGACCCAAUGUGACUGGUCGGCGGAUACAUUUGAAUAUCCCGCCCUGCCCGGAGACUCCUCUGAGCUCCGCCACACAACGCUCUCCCGUCCAGAGCAGACGGUUGUGUUUGUGUGGACGAGCUCCGACACGACAACAUUUAAAACAACUUCGCUACACUACUACCAGUCACCAGCUCCGAAUCACCACUGCAGCCUAACGGAGGAGAGCUUUUUUGUUUAUCCAGCUUCCCCCCCCUGAAGAUGAGUCGCUCGGAGAACUAACCACCGUGGCCGGGAUGAGUGGGAGCUCCGCGGCGUCCGGAGGAGCGCCCUGCCGCUUCGCCCACUACUUUGCUAUCUGCGGGAUCGACACUGAAACCGGAUUGGAACCGGACGAAUUAGCAGCUUUGUACCGAUGGCUAGAAGCAGACCGCCAAGGCAGGGAUCCAGACACUGCAGCCACAGGAGAAAACUUCGAACAGAGCCCCCUGAAGAGGACGUUUAAGUCCAAAGUUCUGGCCCGCUACCCUGAGAACGUGGAGUGGAACCCCUUCGACCAGGAUGCUGUCAACAUGCUGUGUAUGCCUAAAGGCCUGUCGUUCAGGACCCAGACGGACCAGCGGGACCCGCAGUUCCACUCCUUCAUCAUCACAAGGGAGGAUGGCUCUCGGACCUACGGCUUCGUCCACACCUUCUACGAGGAGGUGACCAGCCCGCAGAUCUGCUCCGCCAUGCAGACCCUCUACCAGAUGCACAAUGCAGAGAGCGCCACCGCCAACACCCCUUCCUCCUCCUCCUCCUCCUCCUCCAGCAUGGACUCCCUAGCCAGCAGUUUGGAUGAGGUUGACUCCCCCACCACCACCUCGUCCCGCCGGGCGGGCGGUUACGACUCAUCGCGGGACACCCUCUACGUGUCCAAGGCCCUGUGCCUGAUCGUGCCCAUGCCCUUCAUGCACGCCUGCCGGCGCUUCCUGUCCCAGCUGCACAGGGCCGUGACGGCGGCGGCCGCCCCCCCGCUGCCACUGGAGAGCUACGUUCACAACAUCCUGUACGAGGUGCCGCUGCCGGCCCCGGGACGCUCACUCAAGUUCCACGGGGUGUACGAGCCCAUCGUGUGCCAGCGGCCCGGGCUCGGGGAGCUGCAGCUGGCCGACUUCCCCCUGGCAGAGGCCUUCAGUCUGCUGGGAGUGGAGAACCUGGUCCAGGUGUUCACCUGCACCAUGCUGGAGAUGCAGAUCCUCCUGUACUCGCACGACUACCAGCGGUUGAUGACCGUGGCCGAGGGCAUCACCACCCUGCUGUUUCCCUUCCAGUGGCAGCACGUCUACGUUCCCAUCCUGCCAGCCUCUCUCCUCCACUUCCUGGACGCUCCAGUCCCCUACCUGAUGGGCCUGCAGUCCAAAGAGGGCGCCGACCGCUCCAAGCUGGAACUGCCUCAGGAGGCCAACCUGUGUUUUGUGGACAUUGACAACCACUACAUCGAGCUUCCAGAGGACUUUCCCCAGUUCCCCAACAAGACCGAGUUCAUCAAGGAGCUCAGCGAGGUGCUGUUGAGCUUCGGCAUCUCCACCAACACGGCCCCGCCGCGGACCCGCACCAGUCCCGGCAGCGCUCCCGGCAGCACACCCUCAACCCCCGGCAGGGAGCGCAAGACCGUCGUCCUGCGGCAGCUGGAGGACGACGGGCGCAACGGCAACCUCGCGGGGGAGGAGCUGGCGGUGCUUGAGCUGCUGCAGGGGAACGCCACCCUGGAGAGGCUGCAGGCCCUCACCAAGCGCACCGGGGUGACGGUGGCCCGCGUGGACGCCCUGAGGGCCGGGGUGAGAGCUCAGGGCACCGAGGGGCAUGGGGGCCGGACGGCGGCUGACGAGGAGGAGCUGAGGAACGCCAAGCUGAACGUCCAGCUGAGGGAGGUGUUCGCCAGCCGCUUCACCACCAUGUUUGCAGACUACGAGGCCUUCGUCAUCCAAAGCGCCCCGGACCUGGAGUCCUGGCUCACCAACAGGGAGCAGAUGCACAACUUUGAUAAGGCCUCGUUUCUGUCCGACCAGCCGGAGCCCUACCUCCCCUUCCUCUCCCACUUCAUCGAGACGCAGAUGUUCGCCACCUUCAUCGACAACAAGAUCAUGUCGCAGUGGGAGGAGAAGGAGCCACUGCUCCGCGUCUUCGACGGUCGCAUCGACAAGGCCCGCCUCUACAACGUGCGCGCCCCCAGCCUCCGCUCCUCCAGCUACCAGAGGUGCUCCAUCCUCAAGGAGUCCGCUCAUGCCAUCGAGCAGCGGCUGAUGAAGAUUGACCACACCGCCAUCCACCCGCACCUGCUGGACAUGAAGAUCGGUCAGGGCAAAUACGAGCAGGGAUUCUUCCCCAAACUGCAGGCCGACGUGCUCAACACAGGGCCGACCAGUAACAAGUGGUCUCACAGGACGGCGACCGCUAAGCGAAGGCAAGACCGUCACCGACAACAAACGGAGCACCUGGGCCUGGACAACGACCUGAAAGAGAAAUACAUGCAGGAGGCCCGCAGCCUGGGGAAGAACCUCCGGCAGCCCAAACUGUCCGAUCUGUCCCCCGCCGUCAUCGCCCAGACCAACUGGAAGUUUGUGGAGGGGCUGCUCAAGGAGUGCCGCAUGAAGACCAAGCGUAUGCUGGUGGAGAAGAUGGGCCGGGAGGCGGUGGAGCUGGGCCACGGUGAGGCCAACAUCACCGGACUGGAGGAGAACACUCUGAUCGCCAGCCUGUGUGACCUGCUGGAGAGGAUCUGGAGCCACGGGCUGCAGGUCAAACAGGGGAAGUCGGCCCUGUGGUCCCACCUGCUGCACUACCAGGCCAGAGAGGAGAAGCUGGAGCAGCAGCAGGCCGAGUCGCCAGUGUCAAAUGUUCCAGAGAGGAGGAAGUCGGACUGUUCAUUAGCGAUGCCGUGUCUCCGCGUGUCCCUCAUACAGGAUAUGAGGCACAUCCAGAGCAUGUCCGAGAUAAAGACGGACGUGGGACGAGCCCGGGCCUGGAUCCGCCUGUCCCUGGAGAAGAAGCUGCUCUCUCAACACCUCAAACAGCUGCUGUGCCGACACGCCUUAACCAAGAAGCUGUACAAGCGCUACGCCUUCCUGCGCUGUGAGGAGGAGAAGGAGCAGUUCCUCUUCCACCUGCUCUCCCUCAACACCGUCGACUACUUCUGCUUCACCAGCGUCUUCACCACCAUCAUGAUCCCAUAUCGAGUCGUCAUCAUCCCCAUCAAGAAGCUGAGCAACACCAUGACCACCUCCAACCCCUGGGUGUGUGUUUCUGGAGAGCUGGGAGACUCAGGCAUCAUGCAGAUCCCCAAGAACGUCCUGGAGAUGACCUUUGACUCUGCUUUCAGGCCUCACAUGCACAUCUCCGCCUUGUUCAAGGUUAGAGAAAGCCCCCUGCUCCACCUUUCAUCCAUCUCCCAUUACCUCCAUCUGUCCUGUCACCUGUUUCCCCAGUAGCCUGUGUUGUCUUGUUAAGUUUGGAUC
Anoplopoma fimbria (sablefish) is the source of this 3620-nucleotide messenger RNA. Its product is annotated as DENN domain-containing protein 5B-like. Gene Ontology annotation, molecular function: small GTPase binding; guanyl-nucleotide exchange factor activity. The record is from RefSeq and is a predicted model, not a curated record. Lineage: Eukaryota; Metazoa; Chordata; Actinopteri; Perciformes; Anoplopomatidae.